This is a messenger RNA of Nasonia vitripennis (jewel wasp), 1263 nucleotides long. RefSeq names its product odorant receptor 23 (gene Or23). The coding region runs from base 1 to 1263 and encodes 420 amino acids. Gene Ontology annotation, cellular component: plasma membrane. The record is from RefSeq and is marked inferred. The transcript is spliced from 6 exons. Gene Ontology annotation, molecular function: odorant binding; olfactory receptor activity. Gene Ontology annotation, biological process: sensory perception of smell; detection of chemical stimulus involved in sensory perception of smell. Lineage: Eukaryota; Metazoa; Arthropoda; Insecta; Hymenoptera; Pteromalidae.
AUGGAAGUUAAAACUCUUGUUAAGUCGGAUACUCAGAUUUCAAUAUCGAAUAAUUUAAAUGGUUUGUCGGGGUUCGAUCACAGCGUCAAAGUCACUCGCGUUAUUUCGCGAAUGUGUGGCGUUUGGCCUGGUUUCGAAGAGAAAAAAAGCUUCACUGAAAGAUUCUUUUUCAUCGUACCUGGCAUGGUGACAUUUUUUUCAAUAACUUUGCCUCAACUACGAAGGGUGAUGAUCCACAGGAAGGAUUUGAGCACAGUGCUCGAACUCAUGACGACCGGAAUUGUUAUGGAACUCAUAUCCAUUCUCAAGUUAUUGGCAAUUCGAUAUAAUCAAAGUGGUUUAAGGUGGCUACUACGCAGAAUGGUCGACGAUUGGAAAAUUUACGACAAAGGACAAUACUACAAAAUAAUGUGGGUCUACGCAAGACACACGAACACCAUAGUAACCAUAUGCAUCGCGCUUACCACCGGCAACAUAGCGGCCCAAAUAAUAAGACAGUACGCGAUCUACAUCAUCGAACGACACUACUCCUCUGCUAAUGAGACGGUCAUAAAGCCUACGAUCCUCAAAUCCGAUUUUUACUUCAACGAGCAGAUAGAGGGUAUCUAUGAACUAGUCGUGGCUGCCCAAAUUCUGGGCGGCUUCAGUGUUGCAUUUUCAUUUACGGCUUUCGACGGCUUCUUCGUCUGUUCCAUCAUGCACGUCAGUGGGCAGAUUCACAAGCUUCAGAUGCAGAUAGAAGAUCUGGUGCAGUGCUACGAGAGAAGGGAAGGCGCUUUUAGCGAGGUUCUCGGUCCGAUCGUUCAUCGUCAUCGGGAUCUUCGCGGAUACGCCGCUGUUAUAGAGGAAAAUUUUAACAAAAUUUUCUUAGUCCAAAUGCUGGUGACAUCUGUAUUUCUGUGCCUCCAAGGCUUUGAGUUUGCGAUGGUUGUAGCCGAAGGUGGUACGGAGAUGGUGCCCCAUUUGAUCUUCAUAGUAUGCUUCGUAGCCUCCAACCUCGUCAGCAUCUUCACAUACUGCUUUGUAGCGGAGCAACUGCGAACACAGAGCAAUCAGCUGUUUCGAUCGAUUUUUCAAAUUCGAUGGUACGAUUUAACGCCAAAAGACUCGAGAUUACUUAUUAUAAUUAUGGUACAAACGAAAAAGCCAAUUGAAAUCACCGUUGGAAAAUUCGUGCCUUUUUCUCUAGAUUACUUUUGUUCUGUUCUCAAAACUUCUGCUGGAUACUUGUCAGUUUUACUUUCUAUGAAGGAUAGACUUUAG